AUGUCUCAGGCGGUCGCCAACGAGCACACGGCGCUGCUGGCGGCCCUGGGCGCUGGCCAGCCGCUGAGCCAGGCCGGGCCGGUGGCGUCGCCGCCGGGCAGCUCUGUCCAGAACUCUUAUCGCCAGCGGCAGGCUACGCAGUGGAGGGGCGUGACAGCCACCACCGGGACCAACUCUGGCCUGCAGAAGUUUGAUGUGCAGUUUGUGUUUUGCGACAAUGGCACCAAGAAGCACCCCAAGAUCUACGGCUUCUCCUCCCUGGACGCCGCCGCCCGCGCCUUUGACAUCCUCACCUGCAAGCGGGCGCUGGAGAAGGGGCGCACCGUGGCCUCGGUCAUGGCGGAAGACUCGGCGCUGGGCACCAACCACCCGCCCUCCGACUACCGGGACCAGGAGCUGCUGACCUUCCUAGAGGGCGCCACCCGGGACGACUGCAUCUACGGCCUGAAGCAGUGCGCCAAGCGCGGCCACACCCUCGCCCCAGACGUGAUGCUGGCUGAGCUCAAGGCGGGGAUCGAGGCGGCACGGGGGGAGGCCGCCGACAAGCGGCGCGUCGGCGACCCGCGCCAGAGCUACGAGGCGACGGCAAAGGGCAACGAUCGGCGGCGGCGCACGCCCUCCGCGCCCGCCGCCCCCGCCCCCGCCGCCUUCCAGCCCGCCGUGCUGGCAGCUGCUGCGGCGGCGGCCGCCGCCGCCAUGGGCCACCCCUUUUCGCUGCCGCAGCUGGGGGCCGGCGACGCGGCCACCCUGACCGCCGGCGACAUUGUGGGGCAGCUGGUGCGCAGCACGCCCGCGCCGGCGCCGGGAGAGGCGGCGGCCGCCGCCGCGGCCGCCGCCGCCGCGCUGGCCGCCCUCCUUCCGUCCGUCGGCGAGGGGCGCGCUGCGGGGGCCCUCCCGCCGCCGCCUGCCGCUGCAAACGGGGCAGGAGCAGGUGCAGCAGCCGACGGCUGCGGGCAGCCGACGGCAAUGGACGUGGAUGGGUUUGGCGGCGGCGCCGGCGGCAGCCCCCCCAGGAGCGCGGGCAUCCCCAGCCGCAGCCGCACCCCGGCCGACGGCGCGGCGGCGGCAGAGCCCCCCCCGGCAGGCGCGCCGGCAGACGGGGCGCAGCCGGCAGCUGCAGAUGCAGCGGCGGCUCCUGCCCAGGAGGCAGCUGAGGAGGGCCAGCAAGAUGCGGCGGCCGCCGCCGCCCUGGCCGCCGCCUCGGCAUUUGCCCAGGCCGCGCGCGAGGCCGCCGCGCCGCCGCCGCCGCCGCCCAACGCGGCCGCGGCAGCCGCGGCCGCCGCCAUCGCCACGCUUCAGCAGCAGCAGGCGGCGCAGGCGGCGCAGCAGGCGCAGCAGCAGCAGCAGCAGGCGCUGCUGGCGCAGGUUCUGCAGGCGGCGCAGCCGCGCGCGCCCGCGCCGCCGCCGCCCGCGCCGCCGCCGCCGCCAGCCCCGCCGCUGCUGGGCGCCACGUCCUCUCCCGACCUGGGCUGCGCUCAGGACAUCAUUCGCAUCUGGACUGCGCUGCACGAGAGCCAGAGCUGGCAGGGGGAGCAGGUCCACCUGCCGCACCAGUACUACCAGGGGCUGCUUCCGGUACUGCAGGCCUGCCCCGACGUGAGCAGCAUCCUUGCGCUGACCAGCCAGCUGUGGCAGAGCGGCAUGCUGCGCAUGCUGAGCAGCGCCCACGCCGCCAGCCAGCCCCAGCUGCCGCAGCCGCAGCACCAGCCGCCCCUGCCGCCGCUGUUUGGCGCCGGCGGCGCCAACGGCGGCCACCAGCCUGGCGGCACCGCCGCGCUUCAGGCAGCAAUCACGCAGCUGCUGGCAGGCGGCACGGGCGCCGCCGCGCCUGCGCCGCCGCCCGCGCCUGCGCCUGCUGCCGCGCCCACCAUCACGACCGGAGCCCCCGGCGGCGCCGUCAGCGCCGACGCCCUGCUCGCCGCCGUUGGCAGCGUGCUGCAGAACCCGGCCAUCUCCCAGCUGCUGUCCCAGCUCGGCGCCGGUGGCAGCAAUGGCGGCAGCAACGGCGGCAGCAACGGCGGCCUGUCCCUGGGGUCGCUGCUGGGCGGCGGCGGCGGCGCUGCCGCGCCGCCGCCGCUGACCCUGCCCGCGGCGCCGCCCUCAGCCGCCUCCCUGUUUGCCGCCGCGGCGCAGCAGCCGUUUGCCGCCGCGCAGGCGGCGCAGCAGGUGCAGCAGGCGCUGCAGCAGCCUGUCAUCACCGUGGCCACCCGGCUCACGCGGCAGCCCUCCGGCAAGGGGCGCCACCACGCCUCGCGCCAGCCAUCUGGCGAGAUGCCUCCGGCCAAGCGGGCACGGCGGCAGCCCGGCGGCCGCGGCUUUGCCGGCGGCGAGGAGCCGCCGCCGCCGCCGCAGCUGCAGCAGCUUCUGGACAUUCUGAGCGGGGAGAACCCUUCGCCUCGGGAGCCCCCCACCCUGCCACACAACAACAACCACCAGCAGCAGCAGGCGCAGCAGGCGCAGCAGCGGAUGCUGGGGAUCAAGCUGGAGGCUGAUGGCACGCAGGUGGCCACAGCAGGAAACAGCAGCGAUCCGCCAGUGACCGUGGUGGUGGCCGAACGCCAGCCCUCCACCUCUGUCCCCGCAGUCGCCUCGGCCUUCCUGGCCGCAGCGCAGCUGCCGCUGCCGGCCGCGGGCGGCGGAGGUGGUGGUGGUGGUGGUGGCGGCACCGUGGGUGCCCACCCGCUGGCCGGCCAGCGCUCCACUUCCCUCCACCGCUCUCUGUCCAGCCAGCUGCCGCUGCCCGCCAACCAGCCACAGGUGGUGAUUGUGCCAGCUCCGCCGCAGCCCCGCUCGCGCUCAGCUGAGCUGGCGGCCGGCGAGGCGGCCGGCGGCGCGGCGGCGGCCGCUGCGGCGGGCCUGGUGCGCGGCGGCGGCGGCGGCGGCCGCGGCGGCCGCCUCGAGCUUACUGUGUCGGCGGCGCCGCAGGAGCGCACGUUUGAGCGCGGCGCGGCGGCGCGCAGCGGCGGCGCCACCAUCACAACAGGAGGCGCGGCGGGAGGCCUGGAAGUGCUCUCCCGUGCCGCCAGCUUGCAGCAGCCCUCUCCCGAGGGCCCGCCGCCCGGCAGCAACGCCGCCACCGGCGGCCAGCCCGCCGCGGCGGCAGAGGCGCCGGCCGCCGGCCACGCGUGA
Chlorella variabilis is the source of this 3129-nucleotide messenger RNA. RefSeq lists its product as hypothetical. The transcript is spliced from 10 exons. NCBI's taxonomy places the organism in Eukaryota, Viridiplantae, Chlorophyta, Trebouxiophyceae, Chlorellales, Chlorellaceae. The record is from RefSeq and is a predicted model, not a curated record. Bases 1 to 3129 code for a protein of 1042 amino acids.